Messenger RNA from Manacus vitellinus (golden-collared manakin), 1124 nucleotides. It is a transcript of the gene PPIC, whose product is annotated as peptidylprolyl isomerase C. The record is from RefSeq and is a predicted model, not a curated record. Gene Ontology annotation, cellular component: intracellular membrane-bounded organelle. Gene Ontology annotation, molecular function: peptidyl-prolyl cis-trans isomerase activity. Bases 372 to 728 code for a protein of 118 amino acids. Gene Ontology annotation, biological process: protein peptidyl-prolyl isomerization. The transcript has 4 exons. NCBI's taxonomy places the organism in Eukaryota, Metazoa, Chordata, Aves, Passeriformes, Pipridae.
UCACCAGUUCUCAAAAAGUUUUCUGCAUAAUCUGAUUUUGGUGGCUCCGAAAGGAUUUUUCUCAAACAGCAUCCUUAGGAAAUCAGAGGAUACUAUUGAUACAGAACAGGCAGAAGUAGUUCCUUACCACCUGAUGCUUUGAAAAGCUUGGUUGUUUGUUGCACUCACAUUUGUAUCACUUUUGUUCUCUUCACAAAAAUAUUCAGGUGUUCUUUGAUGUGAAGAUUGGAGACAAAGAUGUGGGCAGAAUUGUAAUUGGAUUGUUUGGAAAAGUUGUCCCAAAGACCGUGGAAAACUUCAUUGCGUUGGCAACUGGAGAAAGAGGAUAUGGAUACAAAGGAAGUAAAUUCCAUCGUGUGAUCAAAGACUUCAUGAUUCAAGGAGGAGACUUUACAGUAGGAGAUGGAUCAGGAGGAAGAAGCAUCUAUGGAGAAAAGUUUCCAGAUGAGAACUUCAAGCUCAAACACUAUGGAAUUGGAUGGGUUAGCAUGGCUAAUUCUGGCCCAGACACCAACGGAUCCCAGUUCUUCAUCAGUGUGACAAAGCCCUCCUGGUUAGAUGGAAAACAUGUAGUAUUUGGCAAAGUCCUUGAUGGAAUGUCUGUGGUGCACUCCAUUGAACUCCAGCAGACAGAUGAGCAUGACCGGCCCCUUCAGGACUGUGUGAUUGUGAAUAGUGGCAAAAUAGCUGUAAAGGAACCAUUUGUAGUUGAAGUAGAUGACUGGUGAGAUCAACAGAAAGAAAAGUAAAACUUAAUCAUUUUUCUUUAACACCUGUUUUUUACUGAUCUCCACUGUCCAUUCAGUUUUCUUCUCAAAAAAUAUGAGGCUACAUUUAGGCAGUACUUAGCAUUUGCCAAAUACAUAAAAGAUAUGACCAUUUCUAUAACAACUUGAUGGAGCUUUCACUCCUUAAAAUUCAAGACAUACCCCACUAAAUUCUAGAUCUUGCAGAAAAAGUCUUUCAUGAAAAAGUAUAGCAGUAAUUCUAUUUUUCUCAAGGCUUAAAACAAAAUCCUUUGUUUUCUUUGGAAAUUUUAGCAAUAUUUGUUUCCGUCUUUUCAACUGAAAAUAUGUUCUGUAACACUACCAGCAUUUUUAAAAAUUAAAAAAAAAAAAGUAAAA